This is a messenger RNA of Oldenlandia corymbosa var. corymbosa, 840 nucleotides long. NCBI's taxonomy places the organism in Eukaryota, Viridiplantae, Streptophyta, Magnoliopsida, Gentianales, Rubiaceae. The record is from the annotation of a GenBank genome assembly.
AUGCAAGUUGGGGAAAGUUCAUCCAGGGCUAGUGUUGGGGUUGACGAAGCCAAAUUGGGGCAAGAUAUGGAAAAGAAUAGGGACGACGAGCAAUUACAGGCUCAAGCAGCGAAGUUGACUGAGAUUCUAGGUCUCAAUCCAUCACGGAAACUUGAUUGGUCGAGAUUUGACGAGAAGGAGAAGACGGUAUGCUGGGACUCUGAUUUAGUGAAAAAGCUCAAAAAGGGUGGUGUGCCACUGGACUACAUUGAACCAAAAGAGAAAGAUGGAGUUCAAAUUGUUAUGGUAAUGGAUACUUAUUAUCAUCGCAUUUGGAAACACUUGAAUGUUAAUAAAGUUAUACUUCUUCCAACUGGGCUCUUUGUUAUUCGAUUCAAAACUUUGGAGGAAAGGGAUGAAGCCUUGUUAGAACCUGUUAACUAUCUUGGUGCUAAUCAUGUUAUUCUGAAACUUUGGAAAGUAGAAAGAGAAGAUGAUUGUAGAAGGAAGCUGAAAACACCAGAACCUGUGAAACCUAAAAAGGAUGAUCAACCUAAAGGGAAAGAAGUUUCUGAGUGGCGGGUAGUUACAAAGAAGGGAAUAACUAGUGAUAAGCUGACUGGUGAUCAUGUGGAAAGGCAACAACAGGAUGGUAAAACGAAUAAGCAACAAGUACCAGCAACAAUAAGAGGUGUUAGUAUAAAGGGUGGCAAUAGCUUCACAGUCCUUGAUGUGGGAGGAGAUGAGGAGCUUGGAGAGGAAGUUGAAUCAGCACCUAUAAUGACCAAGGAUGCAGGGGAAUUGCAGGAACAUGGACAUGCUAGGAGUGAUAAUCCCCUGGACCCGAGCAUAAAUCCAUGA